This is a messenger RNA of Ectocarpus siliculosus, 5860 nucleotides long. NCBI's taxonomy places the organism in Eukaryota, Phaeophyceae, Ectocarpales, Ectocarpaceae. The record is from the annotation of a GenBank genome assembly.
AUGAGCUGGCUGUCUUCCAUCAUCUCUGGUCCUCAGGACAGCCGCGACAGCGGCAAGCAGGUGGAAGCUAGACAGCGAGCUGCCACUAGAGCGAGGCUUGUGAAGAACCUUAGAAAUGCCGCACAAGCCUUGGCGGCGCUGCAAGCCAAGCAGCAGCAGGAGGGGGUUGCCCCGCCGCAGCAGGCCGGCGGCGCCAUGGGCAUGGUCUCCGAAACGGGCGGGAUUCCACGGCGUCAACAGCCACCGUUGAUUGGAGGAGACACCGCCGAGGCUGUCGCGUUGUGCGUCGCCAUCGAGCAGUGCCUGUUCCAUCGCAUCCGGGUUAAGGACUUCGGCGUGAUACCCUUUUGGGCCUUCCUUGAGCGGGUGGAGCGGCUCCCUCUUACGAUUGGGGGGGGUGGGGCCGGCCGGCAGGGCCCGCGAGAGCGCCGUCUUGCGAGCGUCCGGAACACGGUCGGGGCCGUGGCCUCCCUGUCGCACGUUUCGACGCCGCUGGGAAGGGCGAGGGCGUGGAUCCGCCAGUGCCUGGUGUGCAAGUGCCUGGAGUCUUGCGUGGCGGCGUUGCUGGAGGAAGACCGGCUCGUCAAGGUGUUCUACGAGCCGACAGCCCUGGCACGAUGCCGAGAAGGAUCGAUCAUCCUCCUGCGCCUGUGCGCGGCCCUCGAAGCCUUCGACGUCGCAAUCGACACCGACCAAUCGGCUCUCAACACCCCGCCGCGCUGGCCAAUCCUGGAAGAGGAAGAAGAGUGGGACCGACGCGCGGAAGAAGCAUCUUCAGCCGCAGCCGCCGCCGCAGCCGCCGCAGCCGCUGCUUCGGGUACCCGCGCGCGUACCGCCCCCGGCUCGUUCGAUGAGACGGCGGUGGCGGGAGGGGCGAUGGGUAGGUCGGCAGCGGCAGGAACGGCGAGGGUCCCACCCGCUGAGCACGGUUCGGUGUCAUGGUUUCAGGAGCAGCGGCAGCGGCAGCGGGAGGAGGAGGCGGCGGCGGCGGGGAGGCGGUCGGAUAUGGGGGGGUGGGCCGCCUCGGCCCUGUCGGAGAUCGAUCAGCUGGCAAACGGGAACUGGAACGAGCAACUGGACGACGUGCUUGCCACAGUCAGCUCCAAGGUCGACAAGGCGGUCCAGUCCUUAGACGAGACGAUCCAAGACAUCUUCGGCGACGACGAUGACGUCAACAACAACGAUAGCAAGGCCAAGGCCAGCAGCAGCGGCGGCACCCGCGACGGGUGGGUGGAGCUGCGAGGAGGCACCGCCAAAUCAGCGUCAGCCCUGCUUCACCCGGAAGAAGCAGCAAGAGACGUGGCGGCGGCGGCGGCGGCGGCGGCGGCGGCGGCCGCAGCGACAGGCGACGAGCACUUAGCGUCUAGUUCCGGGCGAAAGAUGACAGCGGCUGGUCCCAGGGCCGGGGCGGGAGGAUAUCCGGGUGCGUUCGUGAUGGGCGGCCGUCGAGGAGGCGCUAAGGGGAGGGGACGGGUCUUCGGCGUCCCCUUGGAAGACCUCGUCCUUAACCCGGAGAGGUGUCGGCGGGGAACGCUUGACCCCGCGCUUGGGGUUCCCGAUGCCGUCCUGAGUCUCAUCGAGGCGCUCUCGGAGGAAGGCUGCCGCAACAGUCCCGGCCUGUUCCUCCGCGAAGCCGACGAGACCGAGCUGGUUAAGGUCGUCAAGAGCCUCGACAAGGCUAACACCCUUCCGGGAAGAAGAGGUGGCGGUAGUAGCGGUUCUUCGGCCUCGUCCCCAGCGUGGCUGGUGUCGCGCCUAACGGGGGGCGGAGAGGGCACGGCGGAAGAGGAGAAGUCGGGGGGCAGGGGGGCGCUAGGCGUGUCUCCGCAAGCGGUGGCGACCGCGCUGGUGUACUUCCUGCACCGACUGCCUGAGCCGCUGUUGACGUUUCGGAGAAGAGAGGCGUUCUUGGCCUGCGAGGCGAUCCCGGACCUAGACGCUCGAAUCCGCAACGUCCAGCUCCUGGUAGAAGACUUGCCUUGGGCGCACCAGCCUUUGCUGCUAGCCCUCGCCAGUCUUUGUGGCACGAUCGCACCACCGAAAAACUCGCUGCCGCUGCCGCCGCCGGGGAGGCGGCGGCCGGCCCCGAAAACCUCAAACGACAUCAAUUCCGCCGCGUUUCUGACGGAGGGCGUAACCAUCGUCGACGAAACGGAACUUGAGGCGGCGGAGGAGAUUGGAGUCGUCGGCGGCGUUGCGGUUCGGGAUGCGGUGGAAGCUCUGGCACCGGCGCUGCUGCGCUAUCCACCGCCGGCUGUCGGAGGGGGUGGGGAGGGUGCAGGUGCGGCGGCGGGGGCUGCGCGGAGACUGGACUGGGAAGAGGAGAUCGCGGCUGCCGCGGUGGUGGAGCUGAUAUUUACCGAGCAGCGGCGCGUGCUGGCAGGCAUGAGGGCGGAGCAGAAGCGUAGGGAGGAGAGGCUAUCGCGCAAAGUGGAACGUCUGGAGCAGCUGCACAAGAUGCUGGAGGCCUCCGUUUACCUCAAGCGCCCGGCACACCUGGCAAUCGUGAUCUCGAUAUGGCGCAGAUUGGAGAGGGUAGAGCACGAAAUGCUGCUAGAGGCUGCGGAACGGGGAGAGGAUGCCGUCGGACUCGUACCCUUACCCGCUAGGGAUGACGAAGACGGCGGCGGGCGUAACACGCGGCAUGCCGCCGCGCCUGCAGCCGCGGGCGACGGGGGAACUCGCCACAGCAACAAGGCGCCGGCGGCCGUAGACGAAGACCGGGAUGUCCGAGAGCUGGAGAGCAUGCUCAUGGGCCUCGAAGCGGAGGAAGAAGACUACGAGAAUAUUCCUUUCGCCGAGCUUACCGCGGACGGGGAGGCUGUGCUAGCCGAGGCAGCAGCCUCCGCCGACAUGGAAGAGGAGGAGGAGGCGUGUUUUGUCGCGGCCGGCGAGGGUACGGAAAAGGGCGAGACAAUGCCCGAGCCGCUGCCGGCCGCGAGAGGCGUCGGCGAGGGGAAUCGAGGGAGCGAGGCUACAAUGUCGGGGGCAAACGACGGCGUCGAUCGCGGCGGCGGCGGCGGCGGCGGCGGCGGCGGCGGCGGCGGCGGCGGUAGCAGGAACACUUCGCCCGCCUUCACGAUCGGCGAAGACGAGGAUGAAGGCGAUGCCGGGGGGCUCCAAGCUUCAACCACCGAGACGACAAGCCCCCCACCCGCCGCUUCUGCGUCCGACCUGAAGAGCACGCAGGCGUUACUCGGCUCCAUCGCCGACACCCUCACCCCUGCCGCGGCCGCCGGAGAUGGUGACUCCGAAUCGGACUUGGGCCGCCCCCUGCUGGCGACGCGUUCCGAGCUUGCGCUGGUCGACCUAAUGCAGGAGGCCGAGAAAGAGCCGGGGGUGCUAGCGGGGGCGGGGGAAUCAAGGCCUCCGGGCCCCACGAGCGAAACUGCUCCCCGGAGCUCUGGCGGGGGUAUCGGCGGCGCGGGGGGUGGGGGGGGGUCGGGACGGCACCGGAGUAGAGGAGGGCAGAGCGGCUUCGACGAGGUGCUUUCGGUGGGGUCCACCGCCUUAGGGUCGUCUGACGCCGCAGGGAAGGGAGGAGUCGGUAGCGGUAGCGGCGACAACCCUCGUCAUCACGAUGGCACGAAAGCAGGAGGAGGUGUCGGCGGGAGUGGCGCCGGUUCGACGGACGGGAGUUCGGCCGCCGAAAUAUCUCGAAAGGGUGCGGUGCAGCCGGCUGCGGCAGCGGCGAGCUAUGCUGCCGGAGAUGCUAAGGCCGCCGCCGCGGGCCCGUCGGAAUCUUCGAUAGCUGCUGCCGGCAACAGCGAGAGUGCUCCUCCGGCGGCGAGCCCGGUGUUUUCUCUGGGCCACGAGCGGUGGAUAACCUGCGGGUUCACGUCCGCGCACACGGUGGGGAGGAGGGAGGAGGAGGAGGCGUCCGUGGGGCGGGCUCUUCGAGAUGCCUCUAGCGUUCUCGCGCUGGACAGCAUGAACUACUUCUUGGCCAGGUAUCCCCGCUCGGCGGCUAGGGCGGUCAAGUCUUGCGCCCGCCGACACGCCAUGUCCAGGGGAGGCGGGGACUCUUGCCCGUUCCCGGUGCACGCCGGCGACAUCACCCGCGUCAUCGCGACCCUGCUGAGCCUCCAACAGCCUUCCCCCGCGUCCGGUGAGCCGGCUAGGGCGGACACCAAAAGCGGCGGCGGCGGCGCUGCUGCUGCGCCAGCGGAAUCAGGAGACGCGCGCGCGCUUAGGCUGGCCGCGCUUCCGUCGUGGCGGUUGCUGGAUUCCCCGAACGCCAUUCAGGAAGCGUUUUCCUGCGGCGUGCUGGUGAUGGAAAGGGCGCAGGCUGCGGGGGGGAGUGGCGGUGGCGGCGGCGGCGGCGGCGGCGGGCGGACCCAUCACCACAUGCGGUACGAAGAAAGCCUUCUCGAAAUGAGACGGGUGCUGCACGCCUGCAUACUGCACGCUCCCAGCAGCGUCGAGGGGUUCUGGGCCGCCGCCUCCGUAGAAGGAGGCGUGUCGCCCGACCCAGGGGACAUGAUUCCCUCGUCCCCUGAUGUGACAGGGGGCGAGGACGGGGAUCACGAGAAUCGUGAACCGGUCGCUCUGUCGCAGCAAUUGGUGCGGGUGUUGGGGCUGGCCGAGUUGGAUCUCCGGGCUGAAGACCUGCCGCUUUUGGGAGACAUGACGGCUGUGGGGCCGACCGGAGCCCCCUCCCCGGGCAAAAAAAACGCCUCUUUUGGCGAAACCUCCGUGGACGACAGGGUGGGCUGGUCGAGAGGCCGGUCGGUUUCGUCAUCGUCGGGGAUGGACGGUGCCGCGGUUCCCGCCACCGGCAGUAGCAGCAGCAGCAGCGAUUGGUUACUGGCGGGAGAGACGGCGCGGGCGGGGAUGAUCGAGAGCGUGGCGGCAGAGAACAGCGGCCGGCCGGGCGGCACGAGGGUGGUGGACGACGGGGUGUUCCAAGCUCGCCUGCUUUGUCCGUCACAGAUUCUGUCUGCCGCGGAAGCCCGAGCGCUCGCAAAUCACCUCCCCGCCACAGUCGCCUCGAGCGACUGGGUCAGCCUCUACUCGAACGCGCGGCACGGAGCUUCUCUCAAGACCCUCCUCGCGCGGUGCGCCGGCUGGCAGCCGACAUACAUGGUCAUUGAGGCGCGAAUCGCGGGCCCCCCUGGGAGCCGCAGCGGCGGCGGUAAGGCCUCCUCCUCCCCCUCCUCCUCCUUGCCCGCGAGAGAAGCGGGCGGUGACUCCGGAAUCGAAGGCGGCGCGGCGGCGACGUCGAAGGCGGAAGGCCCUAGCGUUGCCGUCGCAGGAGAGAAGGAGAAGCACGCGGCAGCGGUGGAGGGGACUGUCGUGUUCGGCGGCUUCGCGUCCGGGUCUCCCUGGAAGGACAUGGGCCGAGCCUUCGCCGGAGACGGCGGGUGUUUUCUGUUCGCCUUCGACAGGGACGACGCCUUGGCGGGGGGCGAAACGCCUAUCGGGAUAGAAACCCCCGGGGCCGCUGGUGGGGGAGCGGCAUUGCGCGUGUACCCGUGGGUGGGGUCGGACCGGUGCUUCAUGACGUCCGACGCUGCGGUCGGGUUGGGCAUGGGCGGCGGGGGAGACGGGGGCAACUUCGGCUUCCUCUUGAACGCGGACCUAGGGAGCGGAAGCACCGGCCCGUGCGGCACGUUCGGUAACCCUGACCUGGCGGCGCCGAGCGGGCGUGGCGCUGCUGAGAGUUCGUCCUCUGGGGGAGUUUUUGAUGUGGUUUCGGUAGAGGUGUGGGGGUUUCAGGCCUCGAAAGGUCGAGAUGACGAUGACGGGCUGACGCGGAUUGCUUUGUGAAGCCAGUCGGAGUCGGGGUUGGAGCUGGCUAAGACCCGCAAUGGUGUGUGGGACUUGUCUGGCAAUGAAAGUCAGUCAGUGUAUUGACGUG